AUGGCGGAGCCGCCGAGUCCCCUUCGGAGCGCGAUGGUGGCGCCGCCGCCUCCUCAGCCACCGGAGCCCUUCGCUUCCAACCUGGUGGCAGAAGUGCGGACCUCCUCGCGCGGCUUCCACCCGGCCGCCAAGCGCCUGAAGGGAGCCGAGGAGCGGGGCCUCAAGGGCCCGAAGCGCGUCAACGGUGAGGGCGGCGGUAGCAAUAGGCGGCAGGCGCCGCCGCCGCCACCUCACAUCCCGGUGGCACCGACCGCGGUUGCUCCCGGCACCUCGGCCGUGUGGAGCUUCACGGCAUUUUCCUCGGCGGCAACCGCCGGUGGCACCACCAGCAGCACCAGCGCAGGCGGCGGCUCCUUGGUUUUCCCGCCUCAGCUGCCCCACAAGUUGCUCUUGCCGCCGCCCUCUUCCCAUUCCCACCACUGCUUGGCCGCGGGCGUGGAUGGAGGAGGCGGCGGCAAGACCAAGCGGCCCAAAGAGAAAAGGGACAAGGAGAAGAAGAAGCUGGCCGGGCUCUUGGGAACAGCAGGCGACGGCGGCCUGAGCGCGGCCGGUCGGGAGGAGAACGGCGAGGUGAAGCUCCUGCUUCAGCAGCACCACCACCACCACCAUCUCCACCACCAGGAAGAUCAAAUUGCCAGAGAUAAAAUUACAGAAAAGGAUAAGGAAAAGCAGAAAGAAAAGAAGAAACACAGAUUAAUAUCUGAAAUCAAGAAAGAGAAUGGAGAGAUGAAAUUAUUUCAGAAAGGUGUGAAGGAGAAACCAAAAAGCAGUGCAGAAGAUCUACAGAUUAAGAAAGUGAAGAAGAAAAAGAAAAAGAAACACAAAGAGUGCGAGAAAAGGAAGCGUCCAAAAAUGUAUAGUAAAUCUAUUCAGACCAUCUGCUCUGGAUUGCUUUCUGAUAUUGAUGAUCAAGAAUCCAAAGGCAUUGUUGAUAAUCAUCUUAAGAAUUUCAGUGGAAAAAAUAUGGAUCCCAAGAAGGACUGUGAUUACAAGAUACCAGAGAACAGUGAGUUUCCAUUUGUCUCGUUAAAGGAGCCACGGGUUCAGAAUACACUCAAAAGGUUGGACACGUUGGAGUUCAGACAGUUCAUUCAUGUUGAGCACCAGCCUAAUGGAGGUGCUUCAGUUAUCCAUGCCUACAGUAAUGAACUCUCCCAUUUGUCUCCUGUGGAGAUGGAGAGAUUUGCAGAAGAGUUUGUGGGUCUGGUUUUUAGUGAAAAUGAAAACUGCGCAGCUUACUAUGUAAUGGGUAUUGUUCAUGGGGCAGCUACUUACUUACCUGACUUUUUAGACUACUUUUCGAUUAAUUUUCCCAAUUCACCAGUGAAAAUGGAGAUUUUGGGAAAGAAAGAUAUAGAGACGACAACUAUUUCAAAUUUUCACGCUCAGGUAAAAAGAACAUACUCCCAUGGUACAUAUAGAGCUGGCCCAAUGAGACAAAUCAGUUUGGUUGGAGCAGUGGAUGAGGAAGUAGGGGACUACUUUCCAGAGUUCCUUGAUAAGCUGGAAAAUUCACCUUUCUUAAAAUGUACUUUGCCAUGGGGGACACUUUCUAGUCUGAAACUGGAGAGUCGUAAAGAUAGUGAUGAUGGUCCCAUCAUGUGGGUGCGUCCAGGAGAACAGAUGAUACCUGUGGCAGACAUGCCAAAGUCACCUUUCAAAAGGAAAAGAACUACCAAUGAAAUAAAAAACCUGCAGUACCUACCUCGUACUAGUGAGCCUCGUGAAAUGCUGUUUGAAGACCGGACACGAGCUCAUGCAGAUCACAUAGGACAAGGGUUUGAACGACAGACAACAGCUGCUGUAGGAGUAUUAAAGGCAGUGAAUUGUGGAGAGUGGGUGGAACAACCUCUAAUUACCAAAGACGUAAUUUGUUUUCAUGCGGAAGAUUUCUUAGAGGUAGUUCAACGAAUGCAGUUAGACUUGCAUGAACCUCCACUCUCACAGUGUGUCCAAUGGGUGGAUGAUGCAAAACUUAACCAGUUACGAAGGGAAGGCAUUCGGUAUGCAAGAAUUCAGUUGUUUGAUAAUGAUAUUUAUUUUAUCCCAAGGAAUGUUGUGCAUCAGUUUAAGACAGUUUCAGCUGUGUGCAGUUUGGCUUGGCAUGUUCGGCUCAAGUUGUACCACUCAGAAGGAGAACAUACAACCAUCCAUGAGAAAGGCCCACCAACAGAGCCCACAUCUUCAGUGAUAGGACUUCAGACUGACAGUGUGAUCCAUGCAGAAAAGAAAAAUUCCUCCGAAGACACCAAAUUUGUAAGCAGUCUGCACACUAAAUAUGUAAAACAGGAAUUUUCACGUACACAGCCUGAACCUGCUGCGUCUCACUGGAUUAAAGAGGAACCAGUUAAAGUUAACCUUCCUGAAAAGACAUUGGCCCCAAAUUCCAUGGAAUAUCAGAAUGUUAAUGUAAAGUUGGAUCACAUUCAGUCUGAAACUGACUCAGAAUUUGAACCUGAUGACAAAGACUUGCAGGACAGCUUGUGCCUGGAAGAUUGCGUGAAUCUGGAAGACACAAGACAGACUGGUCCAGCAUAUUCAAGUCUGCAUGGCAAGAAAGAGGACUUUUUGUGUUGAAAUUGUUUGUAUAUAUGUUUUUAAAUUCCUUUUAAAACCUAAUGACAUAAUAAUGUAAAGAUGCUUAAAUUCUGUGAGGUAAGUUUGUUACUUGCCUUCAAAUCUGUUACAGAAAAUAGUUUAUGUAGCUUUGUAACAUUCCUCAGUGCCUGUCCAUAACUGUGAAAGUAUCAAAGCACUUAGGGCCAGAUGCACUGUAAACACUGCAGGUGUAACAUAAAGAAGUCUUUAAAUAUGAGUUGUAGGUUUUAGAGUAGAGCUGACAUUUAACAUAUAUUUUUUGUAUGAUGAGCCAGAAUUCUUUUUGACAAUUCCAGGCUUUUCCAUAGAGCUUAUUUAUACCGAUUUUUUUUCGUUUUAAUGUGUCAGCACUGUAGUGUAAAUAGCUUUUUUUUUAAAAAAAGAAAAAUCUUUUUAGUGUGAUUUAUAUUGAAAUGUGAGCCGCUUAAUAAAGGUUCAUAAUAACAAUAAUGGUUUUAUUUUUGGGUCUCUAAAAAAAACAGCCCAGGUUUUUUUGUUUAAUGCCCACUCUUCAACAAACAUGAACAUUCUUGCAUGAAAUAACAAAAUACUUAGAUACAAGCAUAAAGUCAAUCUUUGCAUACAAGUAAUUGUACUGAUGAUUUUUCAUAGAACCCCAUUAUAAGUUCUGAUGUAUUUAAAAAUUUGGAUGAAAAGUUCAUUAAGAGGUUAGACAAGUGGAAAACAAUUCUUUUGUCGUAUCUUCCAUUGAUGGUUGCAUAAUAUUUUAAUUACUUUAUGUUUUUGAGCAAAAUAAUAAUUAGUUACAACAGCCUAAGUGUUGUGCUAAGCCCACAGAAAGCGUAUACAACCUUCUUUUGACUUCCUUUUUAUCUUGCUGUUCUGCAUACGGGAAAGAUUGGCAACUGUUUGAAGGAAAUUUGAAAAAAAUGUUGGAAUGCUUUUAUAUAAUUGAGAGUGCUCCUUGCAAACACUGGGGGUAAUUUUAGACAUCUUAUGUUUUGCAUCUAGAAAACUAGAGAGAUGAGAAAGCUGCUGAGCUGGCGAGAAAGGGGUCCAAGGAUAGAAGGAAGGUCACUUCAUUGUGAACUACACCACUGGACAAACCCAGUCAGGCUUAAUUUUAUUUAACUUUUUGCUAAAACCACAUGCCUGUUUCAAGUUUUCUGUAAUAUCCAAAAGUGGCUCUUUGGGAUCUUAGUACAAAAUCAGGUAACAGACAUCACUAGGCAUAUUUUUCAGCACUUGCAUAUAACUGUUUCUAGAAAACUUUUUGAAUGCAGGUAUCAGAAUCCUAGUUAUGUACUAAAGUGCAUUUGGGCACUAUGGUUGUGUUGGAGAGUUCAGUGUGUCUUCAAUCAUGAAUAGCUUGUGGGGCCUUUUUUUUUUAAUAGGUUGCAUGUUUGUUUAAUUUGCUGGCUCUGUGAGAUAAUGCCAUCCACUCCUGUUAUGUCAGAUCAUAGUUUGAAAAAGAAUUAGCCUAACACAGUACAGUUACAUUAUAGUGCAACAGCACUGGUGGCAGUCUUAAUAAUAUUUCCUACUACAAAGUUUUGGUACAUAGAAUGUAUUCCAUGUUAGUCCAUAAUUCAGUACAAACUAUUACCAUCUCUUGUACUGCUCUAUUGGAUAUACUUUCAUAUGGGAAUACUGGCAGUAUUCUGUCACUUAAUGUGGUAAGAUGAAAAAAGAAACUCCUGUUUUGUAACAAAUUGCAUCUUUAACCAGGUGAACUAGUAUGUUCUUUCAGGACAAUCAUAGAAAAAAUCUGGGACAUGAUCAAAGCCAUCCAUGUAUUGACACAGAACUUGUUGGGGAAGUGGACCCCCAGCCUCAGGAACUGUGUCUAAGAAAAGUAUUAUGACUGGAAGGUUCAGGGUUGACAUUUCCCUUGACGUCCUGGUUUUCUGUAUCCAAGGAGUUCUUGACAUGAGGGCAGCAUUAAAUCAUGCAGUUUGUUCUUCCAUUUUGAUGUGGAAUAAUCCUAAAAAGGCUGUACAACACAAAAUCAUUCUGGGGAAGGAGAAGUGACAGAAGAGAAUGAUUAUGAUUUGAAAGUUGAUGAAGCCUGCAUACCAGUAGCUGAGCUUUUUUAAUGAUUCAUAGAUGUAUCCUGUUAAAAUUGUCAAGUAUUUUUCUAAAUUAUUGAGGAGUCUGUACUUUUUUCAGAUUCAUGGGAGGUUGGAAAAUCUUCUGGGCUUGAAAGGAUGAGUCCAAACAAUUCGCUGAAGGGCUCUUCUGAAGCCUGCAGCAUCCUUUGCUUUCAAGGCCAUCUUCACCAAUUGGGUUGCCACUGGAUACUGCUUCAGUUGGCUUAGCAUUGGUCUCUCUCUUGAAUGUAGAGUCCUUUUUUCUAAUGGAAGUUUGCAUUUCUAUGCUCUCCUGCUUACCCCUUCCAAAUCACCAUGGCAUAGAGAGAAACCAGUUUCAAUCUCCCCAGCUUGGUCAAAAGCAAAUAAUACUCUCAGCCAUUUGCAUUCUAUAUCAUAUGGUUUUUGCCACACUUUAAAAUUCUGAUGCUUGUGAGCAUUUUUAGAACUUGCACAUGCUCACUUCAGUACAAUAAAGCUAGAAUUGUCACAGUGGUUUUUCUUCAUGGUCUUGGUGCAUCACAUUGAUGGGAUCUCAAGUAUACCUAGCAUCCAUCUUUGGCUAAUAUAAAAGCUAAUCCCACCAAUGUAACUGCACCGAUAACCACGUGAAAAAUGCCAGUGACAGGUAAGUCACUGUUUCAAUAUAUUCUUCUAAAUAACAAACAUAGUGUCCAGUUUAACUGUGACCCUUCAGUAAGUAUAAGUAUCACCUCCAAUUAGAACCUUUUUUUGAUGUCUGUCUGUAGUGGUGUUUUAUCCACAUCUGGCCCUAAAAAGUUUUCUAAAAUAAUAAUUUACAAAUAUAAGUCUCUGUAAUUCAAGAUACAUCUCAUGAAACUUGGUAACUGACCUGGUACUCAUACAAGUUCCCAAACUUGGGAAGUUUUUCAUAAAAUGACAAUGCUACUUGUAUUCAGGGAUAGAAUGGAGUCAAGGGUACAUACUAGCAUAUUUCAUGGGAAGGUCUUUACUAAUAUGAGCAUUAUUAUUUAACUCACUUUUUAGCUAUAUUUCUUUAGUGCUUACUAUUUGAUAAAUCUAGUUGGCACAUCAGAGCAAAUAAAAAUAAAUAGCUAAUGCUAUAACUCAUCUUGCUUUGUUUAUUUUUUUGUCAAAUUUGUUAUCAUAUUCUUGUUUGCUUCUCUUCAACCAUCUAUUUUCUUUAAUAAAGACUAAUUCCAGCAGGUAGCCAUACCAGCCUGCUGCUGCCAAAAUAGAGAAAUCGUGCAGCAUUCUAAAAUCCAUACCACUUUACUGUGGCAUAAGCUUUGUUGAACCAGAAUCUUGUCAGAUAUUCAGUGGGCAGAUUAAACCCAGUAACAAAAACAGAAGUAUUUGUGUGGGGAUUUGGUGGGUCUUCUGGGAGGAUCUUGCUUUCAUCUAUGCUACAGUAGUGUAACACAGCUGUAUCCUGGUAAACUGGACCUUCUGGACUCUUUUUAAUUCCUUUUGCUGUUCUGCUCCUUUUAGUUUUUGGGUACAUGCCAAUUGUAUAUGACAGUCUAUGUAUCUAUUGAAGGUAGCGUCUGGCUUACAAAACUCUUCCCAAAAAUGAAUUUGUCUUAAAGGUACAUGAGGGUUCUUAUUCCAUUGUUUAAUACUCACAAAUAGUAGGAUUUUUUUUCUCUAGUGCCCUUUUUAAAAUCUGGAUUUGUUAAUUUCUCAAAUACCAUUAGUUCUCUCUUGGACAACUUCAAUUCUUCUUUUCUCUCUUGUUUUGAGGAGUGGCAUCAGAGAUUGGCCAAAAGCAACAUGUAAGAGUAAGCCUCCUGGGGUGGCCCAAAGGACUCAGACACAUUCAGACCUAACACCCUUCCCCUCAUGUCUCUGUAGUCCACCACCCCUAAGAGUAAGCAGGAUGGGGAUUGGAAUUAGCUGGUGUGUGUGUGUGUGUGAAGCCCCUUCUGCACAUGCAGAAUAAUGAACUUUCAAUCCACUUUCAGUGCACUUUGCAGCUGGAUUUUACUGUGCGCAAUAGCAAAACCCACUUGCAAACAAUUGUGAAAGUGGAUUGAAAGUGCAUUAUUCUGCAUGUGCGGAAGGGGCCUGAGAGAAUGUUAUCUCUCUAGAACACAGGCGUCAAACUUGCAGCCCUCCAGAUUUUAUGGACUACAGUUCCCAUCCCCUGCCAGUUCCCAGCCCUGCCAUGGCUGCCAAUUGGCCAUGCUGGCAGGGGCUGAUGGGAAUUGUAGUCCAUGAACAUCUGGAGAGCAAACCAUUACGUUUAUUAGACAAUCACAAUUAGGCAUGAGCAUUAUGGUUGUAGAUAAAGCACUUUAGCGUCUUUCUUAAAAUCACAUGUUCUCAUUUUCAUUGUAACUAGUGUCCUAGUUUUCUACUGUGUUAAAAUCUUGUGCCAGAAAGCACAAGUGUUUAACUACUGCAUGUGUAACAGAUGUAGUUUCUUUAAUGCAGUUGUUAUCAUCAUCACUAUGAUGGACUGUUAACUGGUGUUUGACAACUACUUCCCAAAUUGUUGUCUAAAGACUUCUGAAAUAGUAAUGCAAACAAAGAAGGAUUUAAAUAGGCCUGUGUAUGCUUGUAAAUAAAUCUUGUGUCUCAGAACGAACAGUUUGUAGAACAGAGAUAAGAAAUAGUAUUCAGAGAUCAAGUUCAUUCUGCCUCACUGUCUGUCUCUAAUUAGUUACAUCAAGAUUAGUUCUAAUCAUCUAUCUGACUGAUAAAUAUACUCCUCCUGUGGCUGUCUUUAAAUAAAGAGCCUUAAAACUCUUCAGUAUUUUUUUAAAAAAACUUGACACCUUGUGCUAAGCCAUAGACAGAAAAGUAAUUUUGAGGAUUUCAUUCCUAUUCCAUUGAAAGUGCACUUGUUCUUACAGAACCAUGUUCUACCCUUGUUACUGUCUUUCAUUUUCAUAGUUGUAGUCCUUACAUGGUGGGGAAUGUGGUCUAAAGAGAAUUACAAAUGGCACUGGAGAGUAAAAUCAUAAAUCUUUGGAGAUUUUGGCAAAAGUGUUCUUAACAUUUCGUAUAGUGAAUAAAUGUUUUCCACAGCAAGAUGUCUGUACUAUCAGUGCAGCAGAAAGGGUUAAAAUGUUGGAAUUUCACAAACAUGUCACACUGGAGAUAAGCUGUUUAAGAUGCAUAGUUUCUUGGGAGAUGGUCUCCAGCAGAACUUUUCAAGGUUAUUGUGUAGAACAAGAGAAGGAUGUUGGGACUGCUACUGAGAUAAGUUAACCAAGUGCAUAUAAAUCCAAAUAAAAGGAAAACCUUUGCCACAUUGAACUUAGCUGCCCUUUCUGGCUGUCUAUUUAAUUAUUUAAGAAGGGCUAUAUAUCCUUUGUAUCUGCCUCUCUAGCUCCACCAAUCAUGUUUUUCACUGGGGAAAACAAGGAAGAGGAAAAUAUGAGCACAAAACAUAACAUAUAAUUCAUAUUUGUCAGUGUAAUACUCAAAUAUUUCACCUUUUUUCAAUCUUUAAUCCCAUUUUACCCAUCAACUAUUUGAUCCUGUAAAUCUCUAUUUUUUAUUAAAACCUUUGUUUUAAGUUUAUUAACUUUAAAACUCACGAAUGCAUUAAAUUCUUUCAGUUUUGACCUUCUAAAUUCAAUAAGGGGUUUUCCAAAACCAAUACCAAGUAAUCUGCAAGGGCUCUUAAUGUAUAGGUCUCCGUCUUUAUUUUUAUACCCCAAUCCUCCCAUCUUGUAUUACAUCUCUGUUCACUGUUGUGUUCUCCACAUGCUGACAGUUUUUAGUCACUAAGGUCUAAUUCCAAGGGUCAAGAAUGAAAAGUUCCAGAACUCAGAGCAGUAAAUCCAAGGGUAAUCUGAAAAUGCAAGUCCAGAAUUUUGGUCAAUAUAGAGUAGAUGUUUUAGAGCAGUAGCAGCAAGGUCAGAAGUAAACAGAUGUGUUGCUUCCAUGCAAUUAUGCCCUUUCCAACUGCUUAUAAAUAUGACAUUAUUCAGGCAGUCUGUGAUGUGCUACAGCUGCUGGUCACUUCAAACCUGCUCCUGUGAACACUCAUCCUCGUUGUCAAUGCUAGUCCAGUGCUGGGCUGCCAGGUGAACACUUACUCCUGUUCUAUAGGACCUUUCUCCUGCCCCAUUCUUUAGGGUCUGAUGGUGAAGGAUGUAAGCAUACUGGCCUUACCAUAGCCAGCUCAGAGAUUGGGAGGAGGGGUGUGUGUGUUGAAGAGUCACUGCUGGUCCGGCUAUGCAUUCAAGUCUGGCUCCAUGAGGGCUUCUUCUUUCCAUAAUACUUUUGCCCGCUGACUACAUCAGAGGAGUCAUUAAUGACUAUUGGACCCAGCUGCUCCAUGAUACUAUUCCCCCCUCCCCUAGCAGCCACCCCACCAUCUGGGGGCAGGGCUGGGAUUUUGCGGUAUACAUAGUGAAACCAACAAACUAGAAUGGAAGAAUGAAUGUUCUUGGUGGGCUUCCAAGAUUGAUAUUUGCGCCCAUACCCUUUCCAGUUGAUCAGGUAUUGAAGCCGCCCUUGCUGAUGCAGAGAGUCUGGAAUUUAGGCUACUUCAAACUCCUCAUGACUCUGGACCAUAAGUGGUGGUGAGGGUGGUGCCGAGGGAUGCAGUGGGUUUUGGGGUGCAGCAGGAACCAGCAGGGAGCGAUAGAACAUGUGGAUCUGCAGUGUUGCCAGGAGUUGCAACCAGUAGGCUACAGAGUUGACUUGUUCCACUAUGUGAAAAGGGCUGAUGAGCUGGGUAUCAAAUUUCCAGAAAGGCACAGACUAAAAAGGUGUUGGGACGAAAUCUGGUCCCCACCCUUCAGAGCCUUCCCAGGCCACUAUUUCCAGUCUGAAGCCAUCUAAUAUGCCUGUUUGGCCUGUUGUAUCUGGUUCUGGAGAAAACUGAGAAGAGCUUGGAGUUCCUGAAUGAGAAACUGCAAAGGUUGGUGCCACUGGAGGAUAAAACUGGGGAUUGUAGCCAUACAGGGCAUUCGAUGAGUGGAGGAGUCUACUGCAUUAUUGCAGGAGAAUUCUGCUAUGGAAAGCAGGUUGAACCAGUUGUCCUGCUGGAGGUUCACAAAACAUCUCAAGUGUUGCUUCAUUGUGGCAUUUGUGCACUCAGUCUAUUUUUAAUCAGUGGGACCUCUUGGCCUACAUAUAAAUUCAUAUAAUUAUAAAAUGUUCUUUGAAUCAUCCAUUAUCUGUUAAAACUUUGUCUCCUUGUGGUUUCAAUAUCAUUUUUCACUCUCCUUUUCAGUUUAUAUGCAAACCUUGUUUGUUUGCAGAUUCAAAAUUUUCUUGUUUUACAUGUUCGUUUUGUUUCAAUUUCUCUUAUCAUUUACAUACAUAAUAAACCUGUUAUUGCAAGAUUCUUAUUUGCUGUGAGAUAUUCUUAUCUCUUGUACAUUUUAAAAAAUCAUCCUCUUAAUCUUUAAAACAUGUUGUAUUUUCUCGUCUCGUUUUCUUAAGUUUGCAGUUAUGUUGUAUCAAGUGACCUCCAAUAAAUGCUUUACUUGCAUCCCAAACUGUUCUCAAGUCUGCCCCAUUCUUCAAAUUGAAUUUUUAAAAAAUUGUUUAAUUUUUUUCUCACAGCCCUGAACUAUUUGAGGUCUUUGGAAGUAGGGCUUCACUGUAUUAGAUUUUCUUUUACAAAUCAGGCUUAUAUGAUUAUGAUCUGAAAAGUAUUUGGUAAUGUUUCUGCCUUAGCUACCUUAGUAGCUAUGUCUGUAGAAAUCCAAAUCAUAUCUAUUGAAAAAAGAUCUGUGUCUAUCAGAAAAAUAUGUAUUCUCUCGAAUUUCCAUUUUUCUGCCUCCUUUAUCCACCUUAUCCAAGUUGUCCAUCAAAUUAAAAAAAAGUUUUCUGCAAUUUA
This is a messenger RNA of Sphaerodactylus townsendi, 10440 nucleotides long. It is a transcript of the gene RSBN1L, whose product is annotated as round spermatid basic protein 1 like. The transcript is spliced from 8 exons. The record is from RefSeq and is a predicted model, not a curated record. Gene Ontology annotation, cellular component: nucleus. Bases 1 to 2577 code for a protein of 858 amino acids. NCBI's taxonomy places the organism in Eukaryota, Metazoa, Chordata, Lepidosauria, Squamata, Sphaerodactylidae.